CGGGCUUGUGAGGUGCUCAGCAGAGAGUGUGUGACAGUGUCAUUUAUCUUCUUUUUUGUUUGUUUUUUAAAUCGGCCGCUCCGUUAAGAGUCUUGCUCUGUUACAGAUAGCGAAGUUUCGGAGUGUUUCCCUGCUGUAAAAGCAGCAUGUAAUGUGAGCUUUUCUUAUUUGAUCUUUUCCAAGCUUCUCAUUCCUUGCAUUACAUGGGCAAUGCGAUAGUCAGAUCUUGUCUUAUCUUUUUCACAAGCACGGUUAGCAGCUGCACCCUCCUCCUCUAUCCAGGUGACAGCAAUGUACAGUAGCAGCCACCAUUAGACAACAUCAUGAUUCAUGUGUUAAACUCUUCUACUUGUCCCUUGUGCGUUUCCUCAUUGUUGUGGUUGCAAACUGUUUUCUGCCUCCUUGUAGUGACGCAGUAUAAGUGCACUCUUUCUUUCUAAGACCAUCCAAUCAAGCCUUUUAUGUUGUGACAGAUGCAAUGCUUGGUUAUGUACAGCUCGUCCAUGUGUGGGAGCCACAGUGCACCUUUUUCCUUUUCACAGAUAAGUCUUAAUGACAAGUGUGCCACAAUUAAGCAGCAAGCUCUCAAUUUCGUAUAUUGUAAUCAUGCCUUUUCAUCCCUCAAAUCUGAGGUUGGUUUUAUCGACGUUAGACGACCCAGAAUGGCAGCAGCAAAAGCAAAGUUCUUGUUCAUGUGUUUACAAAGCCUACAGGGUACAUUUGGAGAGCUUUUAAUCUGCAUCAGACCCAUAGGCCACCAUUUAAAAACCCUUUUUUAGGUCAAAUGCUCUGUUUACUCAUCGAUUAAUUCCAAUGUGGGCCUUUUAUAGUUACAUUAUGAUUAGCUUAAGGUUACACUGAGGUUGCAUACUGAUUAAUGCCUUGUAGAAUUAUCUGCAACUCUGAUACACAAAAAAAGUCACUCCCAACAUAAGCUAUAAUAAAAAUGAAAAAGGAUGUUGUACAUAGUGAUGGGAUAUUCACUGACUGAUGUGUUGCUGGCACUUUGCCUGGUGGAGUCAGGUUUUGGUUUUCUCAUUCCAUUUUAAUAAGAACCGCCAUUUGGUACAAUCUACUUUGGUCGUUGUAGAUAAUUGUAGUUGUAAUAAAGACCACAAUUUGCUCCUGCAAUGCCUUGAAAAUAUGACUUCUGUUUGUAAAGCCAAAAAAGGUCCUUGAAUAGUACUCCUUUAAAAGUAACCGAUUUUAAGUAAGAGGUACGGAGGGUAAUCUGUUACAUACCCACUCUGAUAACAGGAAAUUCUCUGGAUCUUUUCUCCCCCUUGUAUGUGUUCAUCCUAUACAUGCUCUUGUGUAUUCAAUCUUGAGAUAAGACUUUCUAGACAUGAAAUUACCUAAAUACAUACAUACUGUACUCUAGUCAUUUACCAAAAUGAAAGGGAGUCAAGUAAUUCUGCCUUGUCAGUGUUUUGUUUGUAUGUUAUAAAUAAAAUGAAGUGGUUUGACUUUUCAUACGUUUUAUUGAUUUCGCGGUGGGUUCAUUGUUAAAAUAUUAUCAAAUGUCUCCCUCUUGUUCCAUGUGGAACUAAUGUCGAUGUAAUACUGUUUUGGGGGAGCGCUUUAACAUGUGGCACCAAUACAGGAAGCGGUGUGCAUAUUGCUACAACCCAAACCGAAUACAUGAGCCAUUAUUCCCUCAUUAAAAAUUAUGACUUGAACGUUUUAAAUCUUUAUCGGACAGCAUUGACCAACAGUAGUUUAGAGAGCAACAAUGAGGAUGAGGCUGAAGACCGUAUUUGUGCUCUACUUCAUGGUUUCUCUCCUGGGACUCAUCUAUGCACUCAUGCAACUCGGUCAACGUUGCGACUGCAGAGAGCACGACCUUCCCAAAGAGCGUGCCAUAUCUCGACUGCGAGGGGAGCUACACCGCCUCCAGGAGCAAAUUAAAUCAGAGGAGACCAAACAAUCCCAAAACCAGCCAGCCAAGGCCUCCAUUCCCAUAAUUUUUGUCAUCACACCCACAUACGCCAGGCUGGUGCAAAAGGCCGAGCUGACCCGCUUGUCCCACACGUUCCUACACAUUCCCCAGCUACACUGGGUUGUAGUAGAAGACUCCCAGCACAAGACAUCGCUCGUGCGUGACCUUUUGGCAAAAAGUGGCUUGACCUACACUCACCUUAAUAUAAUCACAACAAAAGAGAAUAAGCUGCAGGAGGGCGACCCCAGAUGGAAGAAGCCUCGUGGGGUGGCGCAGAGGAACGAGGCUCUGCGCUGGCUCAGAGAGGAUGCACACAGCCAGCAGGGGGUGGUUUAUUUCGCUGAUGAUGACAACACAUACAGCCUGCAGCUAUUUGACGAGAUGAGGAACACGCAGCGUGUGUCUGUGUGGCCUGUGGGACUGGUUGGAGGAAUGAAGUACGAGAAGCCUGUGGUGGAAGGAGGAAAGGUGGUGCACUUUCACACCGGCUGGAAUCCCAGUCGUCCCUUCCCUAUAGACAUGGCCGGGUUUGCCGUGUCCCUUAGACUGGUUUUGGCUAAUCCAGAUUCCAGGUUCGACAGCAUGGCACCCAUAGGCUUUCUGGAGAGCAGCUUCCUGCAGGGCCUCGUCACCAUCGACCAGCUUGAGCCCAAAGCAGACAAGUGUUCCCUCGUGCUGGUGUGGCACACACGGACAGAGAAGCCCAAGAUGAAGCAAGAGGAGAUCCUGCAGGCUCAGGGUCUGGGCUCAGACCCCGAUGUGGAGGUCUGAGGAGCACACUCAUGUACAUUUAAACUGGAUAUUUAUUGUAAGGUUUUUAUUUACUCUAAAAAAAAACAAGAGCAGGUUUAGGGUAACGCUAUCACGCACAAGCUUGGAUUUAAAGGGACAUAACUACUUCCAUUCAUCAUUGCAAUGGAUUUAAGAUUAAAACAUUCCUUUGUUUUUGCAUGACUCACGUCUACCUAAAAUACAACUUUUUUACUACUUAGGUUUACAAUACAAGCACUCAAGAUGUUACAGGAAGGUUAAUUUAUUAAUGUUAUUCAAGGCAAAUGUUUGAAGACACAAAAAAAGGUCCCUCUGUACAGUAUGUUAUGUUAUCGUGGCUGUGAUAUUUGUACCUGACAUUGUACAUUGUUUGUGACAAUAAAGUUUGCCAAACAAUA
Molecule: messenger RNA, 3108 nt
Organism: Nerophis lumbriciformis (worm pipefish)
Lineage: Eukaryota; Metazoa; Chordata; Actinopteri; Syngnathiformes; Syngnathidae
Gene: b3gat3
Product: beta-1,3-glucuronyltransferase 3 (glucuronosyltransferase I)
Biological process (GO): chondroitin sulfate proteoglycan biosynthetic process; carbohydrate metabolic process
Cellular component (GO): Golgi membrane; nucleus
Molecular function (GO): histone H4 acetyltransferase activity; galactosylgalactosylxylosylprotein 3-beta-glucuronosyltransferase activity; protein N-terminal-serine acetyltransferase activity
Source: RefSeq, a predicted model, not a curated record